Messenger RNA from Anisakis simplex (herring worm), 570 nucleotides. The record is from the annotation of a GenBank genome assembly. NCBI's taxonomy places the organism in Eukaryota, Metazoa, Nematoda, Chromadorea, Rhabditida, Anisakidae.
CCGUCGAAAUCACUCCUCAACAAUUCACAUCUCUAUCGUAUGGCCAAAACCGGUGAUAUGAAUAACCGAGGAGUUGAAGUACAACCGACACUGAAUCUUGACAAGAUGAUGGCCGCCAAAGCAAAUGCAGUCAAGGCCCUUACCGGCGGUAUUGCACUUCUUUUCAAAGCCAACAAAGUUCAGCCGAUCACUGGAACUGGUACGAUCGUUGGUCCUAACGAGGUUAGCGUCAAGAAAAAUGAUGGAUCGACCGAAAGUGUGAAAACGAAAAACAUUAUAAUCGCUACCGGCUCUGAGGUGACACCUUUCCCUGGCAUUGAGAUCGACGAGGAGCAGAUAAUUUCAUCAACUGGUGCAUUGUCGUUGAAAAAAGUACCCGAGAAGAUGGUGGUCAUUGGAGCUGGUGUGAUUGGUUCGGAAUUGGGUAGCGUAUGGUCACGUCUUGGCGCACAGGUAACGGUUGUUGAAUUCUUGGAUCAUGCCGGUGGUUUUGGAAUUGAUAUGGAAUUGGCGAAACUCUUCCAGAGGACACUCACCAAACAAGGUUCAUUUUCAUGGUUCAUUCACUGA